Messenger RNA from Protopolystoma xenopodis, 390 nucleotides. Lineage: Eukaryota; Metazoa; Platyhelminthes; Monogenea; Polystomatidea; Polystomatidae. The record is from the annotation of a GenBank genome assembly.
AUGCAACGGCAACGUGACUGUCUGCCUGUCAGUCGGACCACCAACACCACCAAUUCAACUUUUAUCUUCGGCCGUUCCGCCAAUCUCCCAGCAGCAGAAGGACCAACUGCAGGCGAUCUCUGCCUGCAUGACGGCCAGUCAACGGACCGACACUAUCUCCGCCCAGCGACAGGAGCAUUUGACUCGUCUUGUCGGUGGCAUCUUCGGCGAAUUAGCGCUCGCCUGUCUCGUUUUUUGACUGCUAGUGCAACUGCGGCAGUGGAUACGACACUUCCGCAAACGCAGGCUCCGCAGGUUGCAGACUCAAGUAACGAUAGACGGUCGGAGACGGCAGAUUUGGCUUGCCUCGAGAACGGACACAUUGGGCUCUCGGGCCCCGAAGGUGUUUAG